Messenger RNA from Dreissena polymorpha, 2697 nucleotides. RefSeq names its product kelch-like protein 26. Lineage: Eukaryota; Metazoa; Mollusca; Bivalvia; Myida; Dreissenidae. The transcript has 2 exons. Gene Ontology annotation, molecular function: protein binding. The record is from RefSeq and is a predicted model, not a curated record. Bases 322 to 2439 code for a protein of 705 amino acids.
GCGGUACCCGACCUAUGGAGUUCGAAACACAAGCUUCGUAACGUGCGAACGGACGGAUAUGUGUAUUGCUUAAUGCCCCCACUCAUUGAAAGGAUAACGCUCAUUAAAACAUAUUCAAGGGUUUAUUUACGUUUAAUAAAGCGUUCGAUGAUUUUUAUAUACAAAAAAUAUACGGCUUACUCACUUCCCGAAAUAACUCAACUGUACGUCAUGGGAAAUUCCCGUUGAUACCUUAUAAGUUUACUUUCGAUUUUACUCGAGACAUAAACGGAUGAUACACACAUUCGAAAACAAGUAAGUAAUGCUGGUAUAGUCGAGGUCAUGUCAGCUCCACAUUUUACCCGGUUGUCUGCUGAGCUGACCAGACUGAGAGAAAAUGGGAACCUGUUGGACACAAGCAUUCCGACUCAGACUACCAGCGUUGCUCUUCACGGGGUUGUGAUCGCUUUGUUUUCACAAGAGAUACGACACAAGUUGACCCAAACUGUAAAAUGUGACCUCAGCUUAGUAGGUUACAGUCAUGCAAGUGUAGACAAUUUGGUACAGUUUCUGUACGGCGGUAAGAUAACUAUUGGACCCGAAUGCGGUGAAAUAAUUCAAACUCUUCAUCUUGAUUUGACAUCUGAUAAAACCAUGCCCAUUAAUUUAGUUUCUAAAGAUCGUAGAAACACAGAAGAAGAUGCUAAUUUAGAAUUGAAAUACAUGAGGAAUCUCACCUUUGAAAUGGAAGUUCCAAGGCUACUUAAGGCCCCAAGACUAUUAGCAGAUGUACAAAUACAAAUUGGAUCAUAUAUACAUAGAUGCCACAAAGUUAUAUUAUCUGCAAUGUCAGAAUACUUUGAAGUUAUGUUUUCUUCAGGAAUGAAAGAAGCCACAAAUGACAUUAUAACUCUGAAAGGGAUCAAAAACUAUAUCUUUAAGGAUGUAUUAAAUUAUAUUUAUACAGGCCAGAUCUCUGUAAACAGUGGAAAUGCACAGGCUGUUUUAUCAACAGCGGUAUAUCUUCAGAUAACUUCAUUGCAAAGUCUUUGUGAACAGUUCUUACUACCGACUAUUGACAAUAACAACUGUGUUGAGCUUUGGAAAUUUGCUGAAACAUACAACUGUGUUCUUCUUCAAACAGGAUGUUGGGACUACAUACUGGACCACUUUCUUGAAAUAAAAACAUUGAAGCUGGUAAAGCGAUUGCAGUUAAAUGACAUUCAAAAGUUAAUAAAAGAUGACAAUUUAUAUGUUAAUAGUGAAUAUGAUGUGCUUCAGUUUGUUUUGAAAUGGAUUAUAAACAAUGAAGGCUCUGGGUCUCUUGAAAAUUUGAUUAUGCACAUAAGACUUUCACACUUAGAAACUUAUGAGCUGCAUUAUCUUCUAUACCAUAAAUUUGUAGAAAAAAAUUCACAACUAUGCGCACAAGUGAAAGAAACUAUAGAUAUAAGGAAUGAAACCAUGUUUUCUCAUCACCUACCACGUAAAGAAAAAUGUUUGUUGGUAAUUGGACACGACUUGCAUGACAAUAUUGAAAUACAAUGCUACAGCUUGUCAGGCAAAUCUUGGUAUCGACUGAACUCCUUUCCGUCCUUUCCGUAUACAAACUGUAUGUCUAGGUCCGUGUGUUCAAUUCUGUCCGGCUCUGCUUCCUGCUUUAACAAAACCAAUGUCUAUUUCACAGGUGGAGAAGAGAACCUUCGCAGCUUUUGCACGUAUUCCGUUAAAUCCAAUUCCUGCUCAGAACUUGCUGAAAUGAAUGAGGAACGCUGUUGCCAUGCUAUAGGGUGUAUAAAUGAUGUUGUAUAUGUUUUGGGUGGGAAACACCGGUAUGGCCAGUAUUUGGAGGGAUGUGAUCCACUAUGCACUAUUGAAAAAUUUGACCACAAAGUAAACCAAUGGAUUACACUUAGUGUUACAUUAAAUAUUCCAGUAUUUGAUUCAGUCUAUGCUUGUGUUAAAUCUAAAAUAUUUCUGUUUGGAGGUUCAAACGGAGAAGAAUACUUGAAGGACAUUCAGUGCUUUGAUAGCGCGCUUGAGACGUGUACGACCUUGCACCAUCAGCUUCCUAUCCCUAUCAAUCUCAUCUUUGGAGCUGCCUGCACAAACAACAGCGAUGUGUACAUCGUUUGUGAAAAUGGAAACGUUAUCUUUUUCAACGAAGAAACAUCACCGAAAGUUUUUUACAGGAACCAAACAAAAUUUGUGACGUACGGCGCCAUCACUGUUUUCCAUGAAAAUAAGAUCCUCGUCAUGAGUGCUUUUCCAAUGAAAGGCUAUAAUGAUACCGUAGAGAGGUUUGAUAUUCUCUGCAAGAACUACGAUUAUUAUGAUGAAACAACACUUCCUUUUGAAAGCCACAAUUAUCCACUUUUUGCUGCUGUCAUGCAUGUAGAUAAAAUGUUUUUAGACCGUGGGCGUAAAGGCCCCAUGUCGUUCAGGUACGGAAUGAGAUAAUAACCUGUUAUGUAUAUAUUGUGUGAUGUUUGUGUUAAUGUGUUUAUCAAUGUAUUUUCAUUCUGUAUGACACAGACUUAAGGUGGUCAAAAAAAAAGAAGAAAAAAAUCAAUGUUUUACUACAAACAUACACAAACUACAUGGUUAACACGUGUUUGAGCUCAUGUGACCAGUUUCAAACUCGGCCGAUAUUUUAUUUGAACAAAUGUUCUGACCAGGUAUCAUUAAGAUUUUGCAAUAAACGUGGCGAUUAAAGUG